UUUAAAUCCGCUCCUCGUCACACGUCUGAGGAGCCUGUCGUUACUGCGAGAAAUUAGUCUAAAUGUGUUCGAUAGCGAUGCCUGCCGAACUGAUUUUACACAGCCCCCCGGUGUACAGUUCCCUGCUGUACGGCCCCUUGGUGGUCACGGCUCCCACGAUCACCAGCCGAUCGGUGCCACCUAGAAUCAGACCGUGCCUCUCUACGGGAUCCUUACCUUUGGACUCACUACGAAACAAUGAUGGGAAACAGAAGAAGCGGGUGGUGUUCGCCGAUGAUCGCGGCCGACCCCUCACACAGGUUCGCGUCAUGUCGGAACCGAGCAACGUACCACCACUAUGGAGCACAGCUUACGUGGCCGGUCUGCUCGGCAUAUCGAAGGAUCAAAGUCAAGAAGCAGCACAGGAUAUUACACCACCGUGGCAGGUGACUUUCCCGCAACCAGCGAGCGAUUAUCUCGCCUUCCGGCGUAAGCUCGAUCAAAGUAGCGUUAGCCUGGAAAACGUAAUCGUGCGUGAGUCCGAGCAGUGCUUGGUGGGCACGGUGAAGGUACGGAAUCUGGCCUACGACAAGGAGGUCGUGGUGAGGGCCAGCAGCGAUAGCUGGUCUACCCACGAGGACGUGCACUGCACGUACGUGGCGCAACCGGGGUCAUCGAGUUCCCUCAUUCUGUACGAUACCUUCCGCUUCCGGCUCACCUUGCCGGUGGCGUCGAACGUCAUUGAGUUCUGCGUGAGGUAUCGCACCGACGGCAAGGAGUCGUGGGACAACAACGAGGGCAAAAACUAUCUUGUUAGCAAAAAGCAGGAGCCUCGAGUACCAGCCGUACGAUGUGAUAACAGCCAAACGAGUAAAUGCGACGGGCUCUCCAACGGAACGAGGGACGGCAGCGUGCCGCAGAUCGCGGAAGCUAGCAGGUUGAACAUGCGUACCUGGAGCGAAUUCGCAUCUUGGCAGCACCUGGCCAACGAUGCACCCUAUUGGUGAAUCGACCUGCGAUGAGGUCGUGCCCCCUCGUCUCGAUAUCGAAAUCAUGUACGAAGCUGUACAAACUCCUUCAGUUUUUCUCACCUCGGCGACUUCGCCGAGACGUAGAUCACGCGGGAGUGCGGGACCAAGAGCCGGAGGCGCAUCUCGCGAGGCACGUGAGUCGCCAGGGACGUGGGAACGGAGAGGAAUAGACGCGAGAACGUGAGGAGAGGAGCUGUGCGACGAUUCUCGAAAAUGAGAAAACGAGAGCGCGCGUGCGGGAGAAAAGACCAUCGAGAGAACGAUAGCGCAGAGGCGGCGG
Molecule: messenger RNA, 1290 nt
Organism: Cyphomyrmex costatus
Lineage: Eukaryota; Metazoa; Arthropoda; Insecta; Hymenoptera; Formicidae
Gene: Gbs-70E
Product: Glycogen binding subunit 70E
Exons: 4
Coding region: 63-986 (307 amino acids)
Biological process (GO): regulation of glycogen biosynthetic process
Cellular component (GO): protein phosphatase type 1 complex
Molecular function (GO): glycogen binding; protein phosphatase 1 binding
Source: RefSeq, a predicted model, not a curated record